CUUUCUCCAUACAGAUUGAGAGAGAGAAACAUACAGACAUAUAUACAUCCAUAAACGAAAGAAAGAAAGAAAAAAGAAAAAUGGGAAGAGGAAUAACUCGUAAUGUGGCUGUUUGUGUGGCAUUGUUGACUGUGAUUGCAUAUUGUUUGGGUUCAGCAGCUGCACACGAAGCACAAGAAGCACACGAACAUGGAAAGGCGGAUCCAACAUGGAUUGACUGGGCCAAAGACACCUUCUCUGGGGGAUUCCUCGAUCAUGGCAAGGCAACCGGCGAAAAAGUUGAGGAAGUCGCUGAGAAAACAAAGAAUGCCGUCUCAAAUGCUGCAUCCGGAGCAGCCAACCACGUUCGUGAGAAGGCAGGAGAAGCCCAUGCAGCAACAGUAGGUGAUGGCACCAAGAACUAACUAUUCACAAGCUGGCUCUAUUAAUAACACGAUUCUUCCUUGGAAAUAAUUGGUUGGUGGUAAACUAAAUGCCCCACUUCUUUUCUUAUUCCCCUCUACCUGCCAAACCAUGUAAUCAUUUAUAAGGGCUGGAUCUUCUCUUUUAUGUUUUGGGGGUGUUGAUGGAAGGGUUGAGAUUUUAAUACACCCACCAUCCGUACGUAUGUUCCUUAUGUUGCAACUAUUAUUCUUCUUGGUUUUUUCUUCAUUGCCUAUUUCAUUCUUUGGUUA
Molecule: messenger RNA, 674 nt
Organism: Magnolia sinica
Lineage: Eukaryota; Viridiplantae; Streptophyta; Magnoliopsida; Magnoliales; Magnoliaceae
Exons: 3
Coding region: 81-404 (107 amino acids)
Source: RefSeq, a predicted model, not a curated record